Molecule: messenger RNA, 1698 nt
Organism: Penicillium macrosclerotiorum
Lineage: Eukaryota; Fungi; Ascomycota; Eurotiomycetes; Eurotiales; Aspergillaceae
Exons: 3
Coding region: 1-1698 (565 amino acids)
Biological process (GO): transmembrane transport
Molecular function (GO): transmembrane transporter activity
Source: RefSeq, a predicted model, not a curated record
AUGUCCGACUCUAUUACCCCACAUAGAAGGGGCGAGGCACAAAGUGUCCUUGCGUCUACUCUUGUGGACGAUGUGGAGAAAGCAGGGCCAUCGAAAGCCGUUUUUCAAUCCGAGAAGCAGCAUAAAAGUCUCUUUGGUCUCAAUGUUGCAACCCCAGGCAACCAUGCAGGUACUGAUGCUACCUUUGCCGCGAAGGUGCAAGUGCUGAAUCAGGCGUUGUUGGACAUUGGCAUGGGAAAGUAUCAAUGGCUGAUCUUCUUGAUGACGGGCGUGGGGUGGUUUCUUGACAGUUUUUGGAUCAUGUCAUUCACAAUUAUUGCCCCAUCCGCUGGCAACGAGGCCCAAUUCUUCUUCACUGGCAAUAACACCAACUAUCUCUUCCUGAGCUUGUUUGUGGGCCUCACCGUCGGAGGCUUAGUCUGGCCUUCGAUGUCGGAUAUCCUCGGUCGGAAGCAGAUGUUUACAAGCACAGUCAUAGUGAUGGGUAUGGGUGGAUUGGUUGGGGCGGGCAUGCCCUCAUUCACGGGACUCUGCGUAGUGGGAGCUGUUGUUGGUUUCGCUGUUGCGGGAAAUCAAGCUGUUGAUGCGAUUACUCUCCUUGAGUCCAUCCCAGCAUCACACCAAUUUUUGGUCGCAUUGCAGGGGGUUUUCUGGGGCUUGGGCCAGUUGGUUGCCUCUGCUAUUGGAUGGGCCUUAAUUGCGUUAUAUACAUGUGGCACUGGUCCUGAUGAGAUCAGUACCGCACAAGCAAUGAGUCGACGUGCUCUGGCUCAUUCAAAUAGCACAUCAUCAUCCAGCAGCAGCGACUCUUCCUGUCACUACGUCAGCAACAAGGGAUGGCGUUACGUAUGGUGGACCUUCGGGUGCAUCACUCUGUUCCUGUAUCUUUGUCGUUUCGGACUGUCAUUUUACCAGACCCCAAAGUUUCUCCUUGCACGUCGUCGCGAUGCAGAAGCGGCACAGCUUGUUAAGGACAUUGCUCUCUACAAUCAGCGACAGACUUGGUUAACCGAAGCGUCCUUCGCGCGAAUUGAUUCCACGCUUGAGGCAUCAGAAGAUGAAUUGCGCACCAAGUCUCGACUUGAGUCCCUCAUCGCCUCUUUGGGGAACAUUGGCAUGGCCAGUCUUGUCCUUCUUUGGAUUGCAAUGGGUCUCAACUUUGUUCUUUAUCAGACCUAUAUCAGCAAUUAUCUGGCUGUGCGUGGCGUGAGCAAGGUCAAUGCGACCACUGUGACGAGAGGCUACCUAUACAGUCGCUAUCUAUACACCUCUUUGUGCGCAAUUCCAGGUCCAUUCGUGGCUUCAUUUCUGGUCGAGGCGAAAGGUGUUGGCCGUAAGCGUACCGGCGCUGGAAUUGCUAUUUUGACAGGGCUAUUCAUGCUGGUCUCCGCAAUUUCUAGGUCAAGGGACGCUGCACUAGCCUUUGAGUGCAUAUUGAGCUUCUUGCACCUUGCUGGUCUCGCGACACUUACACUCUAUACCGUAGAGGUUGUUCCAACUCCCACGCGAGGGUUCAGCCUCGGCGUCAUGGGGUGCAUUUGGGGUCUAUUUGGGCUGAUUGCGCAUAUUAUCACUACUUUUGAGAGCACAGAAACUUCUGGUGGUGCCCCUAUUUGGUUCUCUGGGGCUCUUUGGAUCGUGUUGGCGGUUGCUUGGCUAGGCUUGCCGGUGGAGACACAGGCAAGAGCUGCUGCGUAG